AUGUCAGGAACGGAGCAUGACCAGUCAACGGACAUCUUCUCUGCGGAUGGUCGAGUCUUUCAGGUGGAAUACGCAUGCAAGGCUGUUGACAAUGGCAGUACGGCCGUUGCUGCGUGUUGCACCGACGGUGUGGUGGUAGCGGUAGAAAAGAUUCUUACCAGCCGCAUGCUGGAGGAGAGGUCGAAUGAUCGCAUCCACGCUGUAGAUCGCCAGGCUGGUGUCUGCAUUUGCGGCAUGCUUCCUGAUGGUCGCGCCGUUGUCUCACGGGCUCGUGCUGAGGCGGAAAACAGUCGUGAUGUAUUCGCUACUCCCAUUCCCGGCUCUGUGCUUGCAUCCCGUAUUGGUGAAUUUAUGCAUGUUUACACCACCCACUACGCCUACCGCCCCUUUGGCUGCUCUGUUAUAAUUGCUUCCUACGCCGAUGACGGUCCACAGCUUUUCGUCUCUGACCCGAGCGGAACAGUGGCCGGUUACUACGGCAUAGCACUGGGGAAGGGGAAAACAGUGGCCAAGACAGAGUUAGAGAAACUGAAUUUUAAAUCACUUACCUGCGACGAGGCGGUGGUGAAGCUCACGAAAAUCCUCCACGAUGUGCACGAUAAAUCAAAGGACAAAUUGUACGAGUUGGAGGUGGCAUGGGUGUGCAACAAGUCAAAUUGUGUGUUUCAGCAUGUGCCGAAUGACAUGAUCCCGAAACCUCCCGCGCCGCAGUAG
Messenger RNA from Trypanosoma cruzi, 714 nucleotides. RefSeq names its product proteasome alpha 7 subunit, putative. The transcript has a single exon. The coding region runs from base 1 to 714 and encodes 237 amino acids. NCBI's taxonomy places the organism in Eukaryota, Euglenozoa, Kinetoplastea, Trypanosomatida, Trypanosomatidae. The record is from RefSeq and is a predicted model, not a curated record. Gene Ontology annotation, cellular component: proteasome core complex, alpha-subunit complex; nucleus; proteasome core complex. Gene Ontology annotation, biological process: ubiquitin-dependent protein catabolic process.